UACCUCGCACGCAUUCUGGGGAAAAGAAACAUCGAAGCCCAAUUGCGCCACCACAGACCAUAUUUGCUGUCCCUGUCUUGUGUCACUCCGUGGCGCUCGCGCAUGCUCCUUUCCUUGGACUCCACACUCGACGCCCGCGAAGCACAACGUACUAGACGGCGCUGAAGAUACUUGGAGACUUUGAACUUUCCACUUCUCCGUCAAUCUACCAAUCGCCCACGUCGACCCGACCAACGAAUCUCCUGACAGACGCAGCACUAGCUAGCGUUCGACGGUAUAAUACUGCGCAUAGUCGCGCCCCUUCGUAAGGCACCCUCGCCAUGGAUCACCCAUGCGUCCACCGAAGAUAACACCACAUACUACGAUGGGGUUUCUCAGCCGGAAGAAGGACAAGGCUCCCGGGGAUGACGUAUCCAUCACAAAGAAGACGAAGAAGGGGAAGAAGGGCAGGCAAGAAGACGAGGCCACGCCAAACUUCGAUCUGGGUUCAGCAUUGCCAAGCACAGAUGAUUUCCGGACCAGUCUGAUUAUGCCUGGAUUAUCUACGCGGUUCAGCAUGCUAAGAGAGCAGGACGACCCCAGCUCAAAGAUUGGCAAAGCCAGUGACGACAGCGUCCUCACACCCAAACGAUCAUCUCGACUGCAUGAGUUCGGCUUCGCCCCUGGAGGUCUCUCUGAUAUUGCGGAAGUCUCGUCAUUGAGUGGAUCGAUUCGGCCACCGUUCGCUGUUGACCGCACGAGCUCCUUCGACAGUGACAGGGCAGGAGACGAUUCAGGCAGCAUGAUGACCCGGGCUAGGCCAGGUGAGGGUAAUGUCUUGUUUGGUGGUCGCCAGAAAAUCUACAUGAUCUCCAAUAACAGCAGUGCGAAGGGACUGGGGCGGACACUGUACGACGACGAUGUGAACAUGUCCGCAUACCAGCGUUUGCGCGCCGAGGAGAAGGAAAAGUUGAGACUGGAGGGAGAAGCUUUGACUGAUCAGCACUACGAGCCUUCAAGCCCAACAACGCUCAGUCAGAAGAGGGACACAUCUUCCUCCACCAACUCUGGGCUAGAGAAUACCCGCACAUCGACUGCCGCAACAUCGAUCGCAUCUCAAGGCGCUGGCGAUGCACCUGUGACAUCACCAGUCCUUCCUCCGUCUGCAGGACCUUUCCCUAUGGCUGACCUGAACCGUUCAACAACCAAGACACGGAGGCUUUACGAUCAAGGACUCGAUCAACACUUCCAAGAGCAGCAGUCUUCAGCGAUGAACAGAUUGAACUCGUUACAGAGAGCUCGAGCACCGACUGGAAGGUCCACCCCGCCGAUUCCGCUUUCCCAAACAAGGUCUGCGACGAGUCUGAAUGAUCGAUUUAAUCGGGGCCCCAUGUUCCGUUCAGACAGCCCCAAUGGAUUGGUACACUCUGGUGUAUUGAGAAAUAACUCCCAGUUGUCGAGCGGCGGCUCCAGCUCUGUUGUAUCACAGUCACAAUCACCGCCUCCGGCCAGUCCGGUGAUCAGUGACAGUGGAGAUACGCAGCCUCUGAACGCGGCUCUGCAGCAAGGUGAUCGGGGUAAGGCGACCGCGAUGGGUGCGUUCAACAAACCCAAGGAAGCUUUCAGCGAGCACCAAUAUGCCGAACGUCUACGCCACAUGCAAUCUGAGCGUGAGGCGCCUCGAGAAGUACCUGGUUUCCCGGCUCCCGUUCUAGAGCCUGUCGUCAGGUCAGACAAAUCGCCGCCUAGGAAGCCAACUCUCAAGGAGCGUGCCGAGCAGGAGAGGCGGAAGCGAGCGGGGAGCGUUGUUCGACAAAGGUCAAAUUCUUCUGCCUCUUCAGUCACUGAGCCGGCUCAGGCUACAGCAGGUAUCUCCGUGUUCCAAGCUGCUGCAAAUCGAAUGAAGGCUGCUGCUAAUGCUGCACAAACACUGCCUUCGGCUGAGAUUGCGACGAUUCCCCAGCAGCAGGAGUCUCCCAAUGAGCACGCAGGAGCUACCUUCUUCACCACUCAAGAUUUGAGUGAUGAUGAGGAGCAUGCACCGACCAGGCCUAUCACUGCUCGUACAACGGAGACCACUCGCCGCUUCGAGAACUUGCCCGUAGCUACCGGUCCCGCUCCUUCAAUCUUCGAGCACCCGGCCAUGCGCUCUCGCAACGUGUCAGCGGAGCAAGUCCCACAAGCGGUCCCUCAGAUGCCCAGCCAAAUGCCAGCACAAGAUUACUGGCCCAGGCCUGACCAUGGUGCAGAAAGGGAAGUCGACUCUCCCACGCUCGGACCUAACGGUGGAGGUCUCAGCGGUAUGAUCCGUCAGCAUCUACGUAACGACAGCAACGUUUCCUCAAACUACGGUGAGCAUGAUCAGCAGGCAGCCGCACCCACGUCAAAUGCACCCGUUGGCCUUGCUAUUCAAACCCAUGACAUUGGUCUGCAGCCACAACAGUCAGGCUCCGAUUCGGCUACCCCGGCACCCUCUAACUAUAGCCACUCCAACCCUUGGGACUUGGACGAUAUUGACAAUCCGUACCGCAACGACCGCGGUAGCUUCAGCUCUGGCAGCCCUGUCGAUGGGCAGCGGAUGAACAAUGCCCCCGGUCUUGGCCAGCAGUGGGACUCAAGAAGGAAUCACGAGCGCAUUGCUAGCAAUGAGACUGAAGCAGAGCACGAGGCUUUCCAACGUGAUCUCGCUCAGCGUCAGCGUGUCAUUCAAGAGAACCUUCGCGCGAGGGCAGAGGGCCGCUCUACGAGCCCAGCACCUGGACCUUCUGGAGGACUCAAGAACGCUCUGAAUAUGCUCCGCGCUAAGUCGAGCCGGGAGUCUUUCGCAGUUGUUGGUGAAAAGUCGCCUCAGCCAGACAUGCCGCACAAAGGAGUACGAAAGAUGACACUCGGAAACGGGUCAGGUAACGCCAGUACUACAUCUCUGGUCAGCUCAUACAUUGGCGAACACUGGAAGGCUGAGAUGCCCUCCCUGAAGUCCAAAUCAUCGCGCUUGGGACUGCAGAACGAACAAGACUCGCAGAGUGAAUUCCAAGGCCGACAACGCUCCGGCACGGACAGUAGUAGGGUGGGACGACCUGUCGGCCACUCACCUCCCAUGAUGAGCACUCGUGAGCGUUCUGGGUCUGGCACGUCAUCUGGCCGUUCACGAAGCCGUACUGGUCAGUACCGUGAUGAUGUCGACAAUGCUUACCCUUUGCCCCCUACCAGACCGUCGGUUGACAGCCAGGGCCGCACACGGUCGCGCAGCAACAGCUACUUCGAGUCGAAGCACCUGCAACCUAUUGAGACGAACACCUCUCACCCUCCGCUGCCAGUACAGUCCGGGAUACCUCAGCCGAAGUACUCGCCCGGCAUACCCAUCUCGCCAAGGCCUUCGCCUGGCGGCAACAGUAGUCCAAGCAUGAAUGCGUACCAGCCUCAAGCUUCGCCGAUGCCCCCCUUUUCCGCCAAUCACACUCCUCCUGCCUCGAACCCUACAACACCAAAUGCAGCGGCCUUCAAUCCGGGCGCUGUCCAGCCACUUAUCAGGCAGGGUAUGUUGCGCAAGAAGUCUAUUGCUAAAUCGGAGAUCUCAGAGCCUGUCUUCUUGUCUACAACAUCCGUCAUCGACACUGUCAAUCUCCCCGCGGGAGCAUCUCUGAAGAACGGAUCCGAGCCACCGCCUGUCCCACCGAUCAAUCCUAUGAGACGCCGCUUCGGUUUCGGCCGCUCUGACAGCGACAAGUCUGACGGGCCAACAAGUCACCCGGACCUUGACGCUCCACGUGCACCGUACGCUGAGCCGACACGUACCAACUCAUCCGAUGCUGUGAGCCAGAUCCCACAACCCAGGAACAGACUCAGGAAGAGUUCUAGCGAAAGUAAAAGCCUCCACGGCAUGGCGCAAGGUCAGCCCGGUGCUGUUCCGGCCAUGCCUCCCGCAGGCUUCCUCGCACGCAACAAUGCCGCACCUCGCCCUAUCAAUGGACAGCAUACGGCUCAGCAGAACAUGAACGGUGCCAUGUUCUAGUGCGCUUGCGUCGCAUCGACACCUUCUUCUCCGCCGACCUUCGCUGGCAAGGUCCAAAAGCAACAAUUCCGUGGUUAAGAUCUUUUCAGAUCUCUGAAUCUUACAUUUCUGUGUUUUGUCUAACUUAUAUUUGUCUUUUGUAUUACGGCCUGGUUUUUUUCCCUUUUUCAUACUGCAAUAUACCUCACGGUCUGUCUUUUUGAGUUAUUGGAUUAUUUCAACGGUCAAAGACAGGGUUACUCGGACAAU
Didymella exigua CBS 183.55 is the source of this 4240-nucleotide messenger RNA. RefSeq lists its product as uncharacterized. Bases 332 to 3991 code for a protein of 1219 amino acids. The transcript is spliced from 3 exons. NCBI's taxonomy places the organism in Eukaryota, Fungi, Ascomycota, Dothideomycetes, Pleosporales, Didymellaceae. The record is from RefSeq and is a predicted model, not a curated record.